CAACAGCAACAACAAAAACAGCGGCUUCAACAUAUGUACCACCACCACCAUCACCACCACCAUCACCACCACCAUCAACAACAGCAGCAGCAGCAGCAGCAGCAGCAGCAACUACAAGAUCAUUCUAGAAUUCAGAACCAAUUUGCUCAGUCCACUUCUUCUCCGGGUUCUCGUGAAAACAACGGAUCAAUUUAUGAAACCCGGCACCGCUUUGACAAUGGUGGUGCUGUUGGUGGUAUGACCAACAAGCCAUCAUCUUCUCCACCACUGGCCCCUCGUAUUUAUAAACCUUGUGUUGUCUGUAAUGAUAAAUCAUCAGGAUAUCACUAUGGUGUCAGCUCCUGUGAAGGUUGUAAGGGCUUCUUCCGACGCAGUGUUCAGAAAAAUAUGCACUAUUCAUGUCUUAAAAUGAAAAACUGUGAAAUUGUACGAACCUCCCGCAACCGGUGCCAAUAUUGCCGUCUACAGAAAUGUUUCAAGAUGGGAAUGUCCAAAGAAGCUGUACGCAGUGAUCGGAACAAAAAGAAGAAAGCAAAACCAGCAAAUGGAACACAUUCCAUACACAUAGAGGAAUUGACUGAGAGUGAGAAAUCUCUGUUGGAAGACUUGGUCAGUUAUCAUCAGCAGACUUACAUCAAAACUAAAGAAAAUAAACAUAUAUAUUUAACAAUGUCAAAUAUGUCAGUGUCAAAAUUGGUGGAAGGCAAUGAGAUUUCGGCAAUAGAGAACAAACAUCAAGAUAAUGGCCAGAAGUUGGGAACAGAGAAUGGCUUGGGAGAAGAUGCUAGUAAACCUCAAGAGAGACAUACAAAUUGCAAACUUUUCAGUAAUAAAGUGGAAAGUAUAAUAGAUUUUUCCAAUGAAGCAGCUUUGAAGAUUAUUGAGUUCUCCAAGAGAGUACCCGGAUUCAAAGAUUUAAACAUCAAAGACCGUGUCACUCUUACCAAAUCUGCUUGCCUAGAAAUAAUGUAUUUACGUAUGUCACAUCGAUACGAUGCCGACCGAGACGUGAUAGCCUUUGAAGCUGAUGAUUAUCUAACGAGGGAGGAUUUCAAUGAAAUGGGCUUCAGUACAAUCACUAAUAGCAUCUUCAAAUUUGCUGCAGAUUUUAAAGAUUUAGGUCUUGAUGACAGAGAGCUGGCCACAUUGACAUAUGUGGUUUUGGUCAGUGGUGAUCGCUGUGAUUUGAAUGAACCAGAACGUGUAGAAGAGUUGCAAGGUCCAUUGCUUGAUUUGUUGAGGAAAUAUUCACGUUUAAAUCAUGAGCAUGAUCCUAAUGUCUUUCCAAAAACCCUUUUGAAAUUAACUUCACUUCGAUCAUUGAGUUUGCAGAGUGCCAUCCACAUCUUAAACAAUCAAAGUGUACACAACCUGAACUCACCUUUAAUCGUGGAAAUGCUUGACCGUGAAGAAAAUAUCAACUUGCCAUCUUAGAAAGUUUACAUGAAACCAUGUUUCACCUUGUUGACAGAAAAGAUAAACACCAUACAUACACAUUUAUAUUAACAUAUACAUCUGUACAUAUAUACAUACAUGCAUAAAUAUACACAUACAAUACAUAUUUUUUCAUGAUAGUAGGAGUAUGAAAGUUUGGGCCAUGUCUGGAUUUAUAACAUCCUAUGGACAAAAAGUUGUACUAUUUUACAUGUUUUGAUUUGUCCACUUUUGAAAUUACCCCCCCCCCCCCCCGAUUAUUUUAGAUUUGUGUUUCCUUUUUAUCAGCCUCGGUUGGAGUAUUUUGUUACUCCCUACACUUAUUUGUGACAUAUUCAAAUAAUGAACAAAACAAGGCCUUACUUCAGAAAACCUUUGGCAUCUAUAUUAUUAACAAGCACUGACUUAUGUUACAAUUAAUUUUCAAAAUAAUCAAGAAUUUACAGGAGUUUAGUUAAUUAAUUGUAAUAUAUUUAUUGCUAUAUUAAAAAGUUAUUCGAUAUUCCAAGCUAGUGUUUAUUGGUAUGUUAAGCAAGUGUCAGUAAACUGUAUCUUUUGAUCUUAGUAUAGUUACAAGACUACCCUUAGUUCUAUUUUAUUCACUAAAUAUACAUGUUAAAAAAUUCAUAGUAAAAUAUAUUUUAAUCUGGCCACUAGGGGCAGAGGACUGGGGAAGUCAUUAGAGCAUUGGAAAAAUACCUC
This is a messenger RNA of Octopus sinensis (East Asian common octopus), 2136 nucleotides long. Its product is annotated as retinoic acid receptor gamma-like. Gene Ontology annotation, biological process: cellular response to corticotropin-releasing hormone stimulus; regulation of transcription by RNA polymerase II. The record is from RefSeq and is a predicted model, not a curated record. The transcript has 10 exons. Bases 34 to 1434 code for a protein of 466 amino acids. Gene Ontology annotation, molecular function: nuclear receptor activity; zinc ion binding; RNA polymerase II cis-regulatory region sequence-specific DNA binding. Gene Ontology annotation, cellular component: transcription regulator complex; nucleus. Lineage: Eukaryota; Metazoa; Mollusca; Cephalopoda; Octopoda; Octopodidae.